This is a messenger RNA of Salvia miltiorrhiza (redroot sage), 2657 nucleotides long. Its product is annotated as thioredoxin H2-like. Gene Ontology annotation, molecular function: protein-disulfide reductase activity. The record is from RefSeq and is a predicted model, not a curated record. The transcript is spliced from 3 exons. Lineage: Eukaryota; Viridiplantae; Streptophyta; Magnoliopsida; Lamiales; Lamiaceae. Bases 2050 to 2466 code for a protein of 138 amino acids.
UUUUUUUUUUUUUUUUUAUGUUGGUACUUUUGGCACUAAUAUUGUCAUUUGUGCCAAAAGUACAAAUUUACUUAAUUUUUUUUUCUUCAUGUUGGUACUUUUGGCACUAAUAGUGUCAAAUGUACCUAACCCGCGCGCAAACCCGAAUUCGGUCCACCCUAAUUAAGGGCAAAAUAGUUCUAAGACGUAAAAAAUAACCAAAAUUUGUAUUUUUUAAAUGGAUGACCAAAUAUUGAAUUUCAUUGCUCAAUAUGGCUAUCUCACAAGUUGACUUCGAAUACAAUUUCAACAAUAAAUAUGGGUUAAACAUGAAUAGGUAGUUAUAUUUUGUUUCCUUUUUUCUCUUCAUAUUUAUAGUUUUAUUUCUUUCCUAAAAUUUUGAAAUUGAGCUAAUUAUAAAAUAUUGGAUAAUAUCAAUUAUUAUUAUUAUUAUUAUUAUUAUUAUUAUUAUUAUUAUUAUUAUUAUUAUUAUUAUUAUGAAUUCUUCUUUAUUUUUUAUUUCUUUUAUAUUCAGCUCAAUAUUUAUAUAGGUUAAAUGCAAGUAAUAUUACCAACUUUGACCAAAAUACAUUUUGCCCACAAACUUUAAAAAUUUAAUUUUUCAUCACAGACUUUCAUAUUUGUUCAAUUUCCCACCGUUCUCAUUUUCGGUGACUGUCAAAUUAAUGUCGCAAUAAUGUAAAUUUACUUUUACACGUAACACUAACGUGGAUUCAAUAUACUCUAAUUAAUCCUUAAAAUCAUAAUAAUCUUAAAUCCCUAAAUCACACGGUACCUAAUCCCUAAAAUCACACCUAAAGCUUCUACCUUCACUCCACGCUACUCGCUGAAAGCCAUUGACUUCUCUUCACGCUCCUCGGCGACGACAACACCCUCCAAGCUGUGUUCUUCCUCUAUGCGUCUUCUCUGCAUUCUUCUUCCUCGAAGUUGCAUUCUUCCUCUCUGCGUCUUCUUCCUCCAAGUCACGUUCUUCCUUCAAAACAUCUUAUAUUCUUCUCGCUUGGAUGAAGAAGGAAAAAACUGAAGAACGUUGUAGAACGCGAGGAUGAAAAAGGAGAAUGAGAAAAACAUUUAGCUGCUUGCAAAACAGGUGGAUGAAAUGAGGAAGAAGGAGAAGAAUUUUCUCUGGUUGCAAACAUGAGCAUAAAGAAUUGUAAUUUAGGGUUUUGUUUUUUUCAAUUAUAGGGAUUUAAUCACGAAUGAGUACAAAACGACGUAGUUUCAUACAAGAAUCAAACGCUGCUAUAAGUCACCAGACAACAACAAAUGCGGCGCGUGCCGGCGAGCCACAUCAGCGCCACAUUAAUUUUGAGAAGGGAAAAAUGAAAACGGUGGGAAAAUUAAACAAAUAUGAAAGUUUGUGAAAUUACAUAUAUUUAACCCUGUGUAUAUACUUUAUUUUUCUAUAUUUAAUAGACAUUAACUUAAUUAUCAUAUGAAAAAUUAUAAUCCCGUGUAUUACUCUUGCAGAAAUGCUGGUUAUUCAUUUAAAUCACUAAAUUUGAAUGUCACAAGACAUUUGGUUGAUAUAUCACAUAUGUCGGCCCAAUAAAAUGCUAGUGUGUGGUCAUCAAAGGUUACUUGUUGCAUUUGUGGAUCGUCAUCUGAAGAAUGAGACGAAAACUAAAGCAAGAAAGAAGCAGGUGCAGAAUCAACUUUUCGAAUCCAAAUAUGUUCUUUUCACUUUCUACACUUUUAAUCUUGCGCUCAACAAAAUCAUCAUCACUAAGGCUGGUCUUCACUCUAAAUACGCGAUGAGAAAAAUAAAAUUGUUUUCAAGGAAUAUUGUGAUGAAGAAGUAAGUUUCAAGAAACUGUAUGGUUUUGAUGUUGGUUUUGUGUUAAUGCAUCACAUCUUUCCGCAAUUAGCAUUAGCGGUGGAAAUAACUCACGGUCCCAACAGAACAUAUUCGGCAACGAAGUGUGUAAUAAAAAACAAGAAAUCAUUGCUGCAUCAAUCUCACUAUAGCCUAUAAAUAGAGCAUUUCUACCAAUCCAAAAACAUAUAUUACAAUCACAAGCAGUGAGAUAUAAGAAAAUCUAUAUCAAGAUGGGAGCCAAUGUUUCAACAGCUUAUGACGCCCAAGGCUCGCCAAGACAGAGGUCACUGGCGCCGUCGCAGCCGCCAGCCAAGAAGGGCCAGCUCAUCGCAUUCCACUCCUCAGCAAAGUGGAAACUCCAUUUCGAAGCAGCCAAGCAGACUUCAAAACUGAUCGUCGUCGACUUCACCGCCUCGUGGUGCGGGCCGUGUAAGCAGAUUCUCCCUGCGAUCAACGAGUUCGCCGAGAAAUACGCAGACGUCGAUUUCAUCAAGAUCGACGUCGACGAGUUAGAUGACGUGGCUGAGGAAUAUGGGGUUCAAGCAAUGCCGACUUUCAUACUAAUAAAGAAAGGAAAACAAGUGGAUAAGAUUGUGGGGGCCAAGAAAGAUGAUCUUCAAAACAAGAUUGAGAAACACAGAUUCUAAAUUUCUAAUAGCUAGAAUAAGCAUCGAUACCUUUGGACUUAUUGCUGUUGAGAUUUUAGUAUUUUUAUUGCUGCAAUAAUCUUGGUUCACAAUCAUAAACUAGUUAUUGGUUUUUUCUCUAUGAUGAGAGAUGUUGUAAAACAUAUGAAGAAAAUAAUUUCCAUUUAAAAAGGCAUUAUUAUUAUGUUACA